Populus trichocarpa (black cottonwood) is the source of this 1816-nucleotide messenger RNA. RefSeq names its product capsanthin/capsorubin synthase, chromoplastic. The record is from RefSeq and is a predicted model, not a curated record. Bases 157 to 1647 code for a protein of 496 amino acids. Gene Ontology annotation, molecular function: oxidoreductase activity, acting on paired donors, with incorporation or reduction of molecular oxygen. NCBI's taxonomy places the organism in Eukaryota, Viridiplantae, Streptophyta, Magnoliopsida, Malpighiales, Salicaceae. Gene Ontology annotation, biological process: carotenoid biosynthetic process. The transcript has a single exon.
GAGUAUCCUUUUCUUGCGGAGACUCAGGGAUUCCACUAUGUCUUUAUUCAACACUAUCUUCCAGUACUUCUCCCAUGAACAAGAAUUUCUCUGCCAACUCUUCUUUGUUUCCAUACUACUGCUUCCUAUCUCUCUCUUUCUCUCCGGUACUUGCACAUGGCAACUCUUAUCAGGCUGUUUCCUCCAGCCCCUGAAGCAAAAACUUUUCUGCUAAACCAUAAACCUACUCCUCUAUUCUCUUCUCGAAAACCCCAGACCACACCUUCAAGAAAAUCCCACCAUGGAAUCCAAAGCAGCAAGUUUGGAAGCUUUCUUGACUUGAAACCUCUAUCAAAACCUGAGUCCUUGGAUUUUGAUCUCUCAUGGUUUGAUCCUGCAGACAGGCAUCGUUGCUUUGAUGUGAUCGUUAUUGGGACAGGCCCGGCUGGUUUGCGUCUUGCUGAGCAAGUGUCUCGCUAUGGAGUUAAGGUAUGUUGUGUUGAUCCUUCCCCGCUUUCUAUGUGGCCUAAUAACUACGGUGUUUGGGUUGAUGAGUUUGAGAGCUUGGGGCUUGUUGAUUGCUUGGACAAAACAUGGCCUAUGACUUGUGUCUAUAUCGAUGAUGACAAGACCAAGUAUUUAGAUCGUCCUUAUGCUCGUGUUGGCAGGAAGGAAUUCAAGACAAAAUUGUUGGAGAAUUGUGCCUCUAAUGGGGUUAGGUUUCAUAAGGCUAAGGUUUGGAAAGUGAAGCAUGAGGAGUUUGAAUCUUCAAUUGUUUGUGAUGAUGGGAUUGAGCUAAGAGCUAGCUUAGUUGUUGAUGCAAGUGGUUUUGCUAGUACUUUUACUGAGUAUGAUAAGCCAAGAAACCAUGGAUAUCAGAUUGCUCAUGGCAUUUUAGCUGAAGUUGAUUACCAUCCAUUUGAUCUGGAUAAAAUGGUUCUUAUGGAUUGGAGAGAUUCCCAUCUGGGAAAUGAACCUUGUUUGCGUGCAAACAAUUCAAAACUUCCAACCUUUUUGUAUGCUAUGCCAUUUGAUUCCAAUCUUGUAUUUCUGGAAGAGACUUCCUUGGUUAGUAAGCCUCUGUUAUCAUACAUGGAGGUCAAGAACAGGAUGGUAGCAAGGCUAAGACAUUUAGGAAUCAGAGUGAAGAAUGUUAUCGAGGAAGAGAAAUGCUUGAUUCCAAUGGGAGGACCUCUCCCACGAAUCCCUCAAAGUGUGAUGGCUAUCGGCGGGACUUCAGGGGUAGUCCACCCCUCAACUGGGUACAUGGUGGCUAGAACAAUGGCCUUAGCCCCAAUUGUAGCUGGUGCCAUUGUGGAGUGUCUUGGCUCAACCAGAAUGAUCAGGGGCAGGCCACUUCAUCAUAGAGUGUGGAAUGGCUUGUGGCCAUUAGAGAGGAGGUGUACAAGGGAGUUUUAUUCUUUUGGGAUGGAGACUUUGCUGAAGCUUGAUCUGAAGGGGACGAGGAGGUUCUUCGAUGCUUUCUUUGAUUUGGAUCCUUAUUACUGGCAAGGUUUCCUCUCCUCAAGUUUGUCCCUUGGGGAGCUUCUUCUAUUAAGCUUCUCUUUAUUUCGUAAUGCCUCAAAUCCAUCCAGGUUUGACAUUGUUACAAAGUGUCCUGUGCCUCUGGCUAGAAUGGUAGGGAAUUUGGCUCAUGAAGCCAUCUGAGGAUACACAGUCGCGACACAGAUUGAAGAAGUGUUCAUGUUUUCUGAAUAAAAGAAAAUCAUUCUUGAUUACAUUUGUCAUCUCUUGCUGCAUUGGACUAUACUGUAUUUGAAAUUGGUCCACUCACUGGAUCCCUGAAAUCAAUUGAAAAUGCUUAGCCAUUAGUCAA